Messenger RNA from Drosophila serrata, 1798 nucleotides. RefSeq names its product obg-like ATPase 1. Lineage: Eukaryota; Metazoa; Arthropoda; Insecta; Diptera; Drosophilidae. Gene Ontology annotation, molecular function: GTP binding; ATP binding; ATP hydrolysis activity. The record is from RefSeq and is a predicted model, not a curated record. Gene Ontology annotation, cellular component: cytoplasm.
AUUAGAAAUUGCCUGACCUGUGAAAAUAAUAUUUAUCGUCUCAAAAAUCGCACUCCAAGACUAAGUCUUGUGUUUUUGGCUCAACAAAGGUAAAUUUAAAUUUAAAUUGCGCGCUUAACCCGCUGGCGCCUCCUAACGCCUUUGGCAAGAACUUAACCGCCUGGAAGCAGUUUCCAGUUUCCCCCGACCGCCGCCCGAGGGCGCUGGCACGCGUGCAACACUGCGUCAGCUGUUUCGCUUCGUCUCUCUCGCUCGCUCUCGCUCUUUCCUUCCACGCCGUCAGGCCAGCCGAUAAACAGAGUUGGCGAAUUAAUUGUAAAUAUUGCUGCCCAGGAGAGCAUCGCCCCACAGUAGAUAAUCAGUGAAGAACAUGCCGCCGAAGAAGCACGAUGAACCGGAGCGCAAGCCGCUGAUCGGUAGGAUUGGAACCAAUCUGCGGAUCGGAAUCGUUGGCGUUCCUAACGUGGGCAAGUCCACCUUCUUCAACGUCCUCACCAAGAGCGCUGCUCCCGCGGAGAACUUCCCCUUCUGCACCAUCAAGCCGAAUGAUAGUCGCGUCCCGGUGCCGGAUGAGCGGUUCGACUACCUUGUGGACUUCCACAAGCCGGCCAGCAUUGUGCCCGCCUAUCUGAAUGUGGUGGAUAUUGCUGGCCUGGUCAAGGGAGCCGCCGAGGGUCAGGGCCUGGGCAAUGACUUCCUUUCGCACAUCAGCGCCUGCGAUGCUAUUUUCCAUUUGUGCCGCGCCUUCGAGGACCCGGAUGUGACCCAUGUGGAGGGUGAGGUUGACCCUGUGCGCGAUCUGGAGAUUAUCUCCGAGGAGCUGCGUCUCAAGGACGAGGAGAAGCUGAUGCAGAGCCUCGACAAGCUGGAGAAGGUGGUGGCCCGCGGCGGUGACAAGAAGCUGAAGCCCGAAUAUGACUCGAUGGUGAAGAUCAAGGAGAUUCUGGUUGACCAGAAGCGUCACCUGCGUUUCGAGGAUUGGAAUGCCCACGAUAUCGAAACGCUGAACAAGUAUCUGUUCUUGACCUCCAAACCGGUCAUCUACCUGGUGAACCUCUCCGACAAGGACUUCAUCCGAAAGAAGAACAAGUGGCUGCCGAAGAUCAAGGAGUGGAUUGAUAAGAACGAUCCCGGAGCCCUGCUCAUCCCCUUCUCCGGGGCCUUCGAGCAAGUGCUGAGCGAGAAGGACGACCUGGAGCGCAAGGAAUACGAGGCGGAGAUGAAGUGCAAGAGCCAGCUGGAGAAGAUUAUCGUUACCGGCUACAAGGGUCUGCAGCUGGAGUACUUCUUCACCGCUGGACCGGAUGAAGUGAAGGCUUGGACCAUCCAGAAGGGCACAAAGGCUCCCCAGGCCGCCGGACGCAUUCACACCGACUUCGAGCGCGGCUUCAUCAUGGCCGAAGUGAUGCAUUUCGAGGACUUCAAGUCGGAGGGCAGCGAGGCAAAUGCCAAGGCUGCCGGUAAGUACCGCCAACAGGGACGCAACUACACCGUCGAGGACGGUGACAUCAUCUUUUUCAAGUUCAACGCCGGCGCUGGCCUCAAGGAUGCCAAGAAGAAAUGAUACCGCCUGGCCGCGCUCAUCGCCAUGUCCACUAUCAUGUAUAUUAACUUGAUCUUAUACUCCCAGAUGUUUCGCUUCGCCUGAGGCCAGGGUCUCAUUACAGCAAAACCAAGUUAAUCCCGAACCUGAUCCCAAUCCCAAUCCCUAAACCGAUUCACGCUCAUGCUCAUGGCCUGAUACUGCAUUUUGAAUUUCCUUUUGUACGCUAUGUAAACACGCUUAUGACACUCUCAA